AUGGAGGUAAUACAAGUCAAUUUUCAUAUUAGUAGGGCCGCUACUGGCAAUCUUGUGGGGUACAUGAGCGCUAAUGGCAUCCACAUUGCGCUCAUUCAGGAGCCGUGGUUGGUUGGAAAGGGGAGAAUAUGGGGCGUGAGGCUUAAGGACUAUGUCCUGUAUUACAAAAUCGAAGUAAGUAGACAGAUAUCUUGUAUUUUCGCUAGGAAAGAACUAAAACUUUUUCUUUUCGAUAACUUUUGUGACGGCGAUACAACUUUGGUGAGGUGGGAGAAGAAGAAGAAAGAUUUGCCUCUUCUUCUGACUUCAUGCUAUAUGCCCUACGAUAGCGAGGAAGAGCCGCCGCCGGGAAAAUUCAGAGAGGCUAUCAGGAUGUGGAGACACGAUGUACUGGCUGGGUGUGACGCGAAUGCACACCACACUCUAUGGGGAAGCUCGGAUGUUAAUCAGAGAGGUGAGUCCUUAGUAGAUUUUCUUAGUGGUACUAACCUUUGUGUAUGUAAUAGGGGUUGCGACCGUACUUUCGUCGUUAGGAAUAGGAGUAAGGUGAUAUACCUUACUUUGGCUACUAAUUUAGGGACCUUAAUGGUCAGUAACUGGAUGGUAUCGGAGGAGUCUUCCCCUUCGAACCAUUGCUGGAUUCGUUUUAGGAUAAAUAUGCAACCGGAGGUGAGGACGCCAUUUAGGAAUCACCGAAGGGCAAAUUGGGAUGGGUGCUCGGCGGCCCUGGAAUCUGACAUGACUGGGCCAGUACAUGAACUGCACAAUAAAAAAGGUCAAAGGUACGGAGGUCUUGGAGGAGCUAUUGCAUGUCAUUAG
Molecule: messenger RNA, 819 nt
Organism: Condylostylus longicornis
Lineage: Eukaryota; Metazoa; Arthropoda; Insecta; Diptera; Dolichopodidae
Exons: 1
Coding region: 1-819 (272 amino acids)
Molecular function (GO): catalytic activity
Source: RefSeq, a predicted model, not a curated record